GUGGCCGGCGCCAGCACUUGCAGCAGAGCUGGGCUGCGGCGUGGGAAAGAGCUGCGAGGAGCCAACCGCGCCGCGCGUGAGCCGCGCCUGCCGGGCUAAGGGAGGGAGGGAGGUCGCAACGCUGCUCGGCGUCCGUAGCUCUGGCCGGGCUGCGCCCCCGCGCCGCCUUCGCGGCGAUGAAGCGCCCGUGCGAGGAGACGACCUCCGAGAGCGACAUGGACGAGACCAUCGACGUGGGGAGCGAGAACAAUUACUCCGGGCAAAGUACUAGCUCUGUGAUUAGAUCAAAUUCUCCAACAACAACAUCUCAGAUUAUGGCAAGAAAGAAAAGAAGAGGGAUUAUAGAGAAAAGGCGUCGGGAUCGGAUAAAUAACAGUUUAUCUGAGUUGAGACGACUAGUGCCAACUGCCUUUGAAAAACAAGGAUCUGCAAAAUUAGAAAAAGCUGAAAUACUGCAAAUGACAGUGGAUCAUUUGAAGAUGCUUCAGGCAACAGGAGGUAAAGGCUACUUUGACGCGCAUGCUCUUGCCAUGGACUUCAUGAGCAUUGGAUUCCGAGAGUGCCUAACAGAAGUGGCAAGGUACCUGAGCUCCGUGGAAGGCUUGGACUCCUCGGACCCACUGCGUGUGCGACUUGUGUCUCAUCUUAGCACUUGCGCCUCCCAGCGGGAGGCGGCAGCAAUGACGUCUUCCAUGGCCCACCACCAUCACCCCCUACAACCGCAUCACUGGGCUGCUGCCUUCCACCAUCUUCCCACGGCCCUGCUGCAACCAAACGGACUCCACGCCUCAGAAUCAACCCCUUGUCGCCUCUCCACAACUUCAGAAGUGCCUCCUGCCCACGGCUCCGCUCUCCUCACCGCCACGUUUGCCCAUGCCGAUUCUGCCCUCCGAAUGCCAUCAACGGGCAGUGUCGCCCCUUGCGUGCCACCUCUCUCCACGUCUCUCUUGUCCCUCUCGGCCACCGUCCACGCUGCUGCUGCAGCAGCCACCGCAGCUGCUCACAGCUUCCCUCUGUCCUUCGCCGGAGCCUUCCCCAUGCUCCCCCCAAACGCAGCUGCAGCAGUGGCAGCUGCAACAGCCAUCACCCCACCCUUAUCAGUAUCAGCCACGUCCAGUCCUCAGCAGACAGGCAGUGGAACAAAUAAACCUUACCGACCCUGGGGGACAGAAGUUGGAGCUUUUUAAGUUUUCAAGGAAGCUAUUCUUUGAACUUCUUGCAAUAGUAAUUGAAUGUCCUUCAUUUCAGCGUCAGCUUAAAACCUCUGCACCCAGAAGGUAGCCAUACAGAUGCCUACAGAUCCACAAAGGAACAAUAAAGCUAUUUGAGACACAAA
Molecule: messenger RNA, 1336 nt
Organism: Trichechus manatus latirostris (Florida manatee)
Lineage: Eukaryota; Metazoa; Chordata; Mammalia; Sirenia; Trichechidae
Gene: HEY2
Product: hes related family bHLH transcription factor with YRPW motif 2
Exons: 5
Coding region: 177-1187 (336 amino acids)
Biological process (GO): regulation of neurogenesis; regulation of transcription by RNA polymerase II; circulatory system development
Cellular component (GO): nucleus
Molecular function (GO): protein dimerization activity; DNA-binding transcription factor activity, RNA polymerase II-specific; RNA polymerase II cis-regulatory region sequence-specific DNA binding
Source: RefSeq, a predicted model, not a curated record